This is a messenger RNA of Puma concolor (puma), 1251 nucleotides long. The record is from RefSeq and is a predicted model, not a curated record. NCBI's taxonomy places the organism in Eukaryota, Metazoa, Chordata, Mammalia, Carnivora, Felidae.
AUGGAGCUGCGUGUGGGAAACAAGUACCGCCUGGGACGGAAGAUCGGGAGUGGGUCCUUUGGAGACAUCUACCUGGGUGCCAACAUCGCCUCUGGUGAAGAAGUUGCCAUCAAGCUAGAGUGUGUGAAAACGAAGCACCCGCAGCUGCACAUCGAGAGCAAGUUCUACAAGAUGAUGCAGGGGGGAGGUGGAAUCCCGUCCAUCAAGUGGUGCGGAGCCGAAGGUGACUACAACGUGAUGGUCAUGGAGCUGCUGGGGCCCAGCCUGGAGGACCUCUUCAACUUCUGCUCCCGCAAGUUCAGCCUCAAGACGGUGCUGCUCCUGGCCGACCAGAUGAUCAGCCGCAUCGAGUACAUCCACUCCAAGAACUUCAUACACCGCGACGUCAAGCCCGACAACUUCCUCAUGGGGUUGGGGAAGAAGGGCAACCUGGUGUACAUCAUCGACUUUGGCCUGGCCAAGAAAUACCGGGACGCCCGCACCCACCAGCAUAUCCCCUACCGGGAAAACAAGAACUUGACUGGCACUGCCCGCUAUGCCUCCAUCAACACCCAUCUGGGCAUCGAGCAAAGCCGUCGAGACGACCUGGAGAGUCUGGGCUACGUGCUCAUGUACUUCAACCUGGGCUCCCUGCCCUGGCAGGGCCUCAAAGCGGCCACCAAGCGCCAGAAGUACGAGCGCAUCAGCGAGAAGAAGAUGUCGACGCCCAUCGAGGUCCUCUGCAAAGGCUACCCCUCCGAGUUCUCAACAUACCUCAACUUCUGCCGCUCGCUGCGGUUCGACGACAAGCCCGACUACUCCUACCUGCGCCAGCUCUUCCGCAACCUCUUCCACAGGCAGGGCUUCUCCUACGACUACGUCUUCGACUGGAACAUGCUCAAAUUCGGCGCAGCCCGGAACCCCGAGGACGUGGACCGGGAGCGGCGAGAACACGAGCGCGAGGAGAGGAUGGGGCAGCUCCGGGGGUCCGCCACCCGGGCCCUGCCCCCUGGCCCGCCCACGGGGGCCACCGCCAACCGGCUCCGCCCUGCUGCCGAGCCUGUGGCUUCCACCCCAGCCUCCCGCAUCCAGCAAGCUGGCAAUACUUCUCCCAGAGCGAUCUCACGAGUCGACCGAGAGAGGAAGGUGAGCAUGAGGCUACACAGGGGUGCGCCCGCCAACGUCUCCUCCUCCGACCUCACUGGGCGGCAAGAGGUCUCCCGGAUUUCAGCCUCACAGACAAGCGUGCCAUUUGACCAUCUCGGGAAGUGA